GCAAAGGUCAACAGUCUAUGGGGUGUUCCUUAAUCCUUACCCAUUCCCUAAGCCAGAUCAGGAGAAAAUCAUAUUAUUAGGAGUGCUAAUAUGUUUUAGAUUUGAUCAUUCCUAUGGAUGGGCAGGAGAGUGGUGGAAGUCAGAUGUUGAAGAUAUGAUCAAUCAGGCAAUGCAAUUGGGAGUGCCUCCAAAAGUAUCAGAUGCCACACUAUUAAUGGCCUUCCUGGACCAACUCCUCUUUGUCCUUCAAAGGGUACUAAGACCAACUCUUCUUAUUCUUCUUGACUGGAUGGCAGAAGGGACUUAGGCCAUGUUUGAUAGUGAAUAUGGCAUGUUAUACUUAUCAAAAGAACAAAC
Molecule: messenger RNA, 357 nt
Organism: Cuscuta epithymum
Lineage: Eukaryota; Viridiplantae; Streptophyta; Magnoliopsida; Solanales; Convolvulaceae
Source: the annotation of a GenBank genome assembly